Molecule: messenger RNA, 445 nt
Organism: Papaver somniferum (opium poppy)
Lineage: Eukaryota; Viridiplantae; Streptophyta; Magnoliopsida; Ranunculales; Papaveraceae
Product: histone H3.3a-like
Exons: 2
Coding region: 56-445 (129 amino acids)
Cellular component (GO): nucleosome
Molecular function (GO): structural constituent of chromatin; DNA binding; protein heterodimerization activity
Source: RefSeq, a predicted model, not a curated record
UUCCCUUCUCUGCCUUUACGUUUCCAAAUUCUCAGAUCUCCUCUUCGUUCCAUCAAUGGCUCGUACUAAACAGACUGCUCGUAAAUCUACCGGUGGUAAAGGUCCCAGGAAGCAACUCGCUGCCAAGGCUGCAAGGAAAUCAACACCAACAACAGGAGGAGUUAAGAAGCCACAUCGCUAUCGUCCAGGAACAGUUGCUCUUCGUGAAAUCAGGAAAUACCAGAAGAGUACUGAACUUGUUAAUUCAAAAACACCUCUAGAAUUGCUGUAUAAAAAGAAACCAGAUUAUACCUUGUGUGCUGUUCUUGCUCUUCAAGAGGCUGCUGAAGCUUAUUUAGUAGGAUUGUUUGAAGACACUAACUUGUGUGCAAUUCAUGCUAAGAGAGUCACGAUCAUGCCUAAAGAUAUUCAAUUAGCAAAGCGCAUUCGUGGUGAAAGGGCUUAG